Messenger RNA from Rana temporaria (common frog), 2863 nucleotides. RefSeq names its product oocyte zinc finger protein XlCOF6-like. The transcript is spliced from 4 exons. Gene Ontology annotation, biological process: regulation of transcription by RNA polymerase II. The coding region runs from base 42 to 2420 and encodes 792 amino acids. Gene Ontology annotation, molecular function: DNA-binding transcription factor activity, RNA polymerase II-specific; RNA polymerase II cis-regulatory region sequence-specific DNA binding. Lineage: Eukaryota; Metazoa; Chordata; Amphibia; Anura; Ranidae. The record is from RefSeq and is a predicted model, not a curated record.
UAGAGGAGGACACUCCUACAGAGAUCAGCACAGGACACGCCAUGGAGAAACCAUCAAAGGAUCGUCUCGCUUUAUCUCCAGGUUGUAAAAUGGAAGAUGAGGACAUCACAGGAGAUUGUGGAGGAGAAAAGACAUUGAUCUCCACUAUGGAUGGAGGACUUCACAGUGUGGAUAGACCAUGGAAUCCCUCCGAUUCUGAGGAACCUCGUACUCUGAGGGGUGGUGCCGGGAUUCAGGGGGAGGGGAAAUUUCCCUGUCCCGUUUCUGGGGAAAGUUCUAGCUCUGAACUUAGACCUCACAGAUCUCACAUGGGUGCAAAGCUUUAUUCUUGUCAUGAAUGUGGGAAAACUUUUUCACAGGUGUCCAAUCUUUACAGACAUCUGAGAUUACACACGGGCGAGAAGCCGUAUUCCUGCCCUGAGUGCGGGAAAUGUUUUUCACAGAAGUUCCAUCUUUUCACACAUCAGAAGUCUCACACGGGUGAGAAGCCGUAUUCCUGCUCCGAGUGCGGAAAAUGUUUUACACAGAAAUCAGUACUUGUUAUACAUCAGAGAUCCCACACGGGGGAAAAGCCAUAUUCCUGCCCCGAGUGCGAGAAACGUUGUUCAAAUAAAUCGGACCUUGUUAAACAUCAGAGAUCUCACACGGGGGAGAAAUUGCAUUCCUGCCCUGAGUGCGGGAAAUGUUUUUCCGAAAGGUCCAGUCUUUCCAGACAUCAGAGGUCUCACACUGGCGAGAAGCCCCAUGCCUGUCCAGAGUGUGGGAAAUGUUAUAUGCAUAAAACAGACCUUGUUAAACACCAGAGAUCUCACACUGGGGAGAAGCCGUAUUCCUGCCCAGAGUGCGGAAAAACAUUUUCAGGGAAGUUCAGUCUUUCCAGACACCAGAGAUCCCACAAUGGCGAGAAGCCCUAUACCUGUUCAGAGUGCGGGAAAUGUUAUAUGCAUAAAACAAACCUUCUUAAACAUCAAAGUUCUCACAUAGGGGAGGGGCCAUUUUUCAGAGGUGAAGAUCUGAUUAUCGUAAAAGUUGAGGGUGAAGGAGAAGAGACGUAUGAGAAACCCUCAAAGGAUCGUCUCACUUUAUCUCCAGGUUGUAAAAUGGAAGAUGAGGACAUCACAGGAGAUUGUGCAGGAGAAAUGAUAAUUACCUCAACUAAAUACGGUGGACUUCUCAGUGUGCAUAGACUAUGGAAUCCCUCUAAGCAACCUUGUACUGUGAGGGGUGGUGCCGGAAUUCAGGGGGAGGAGAUAUGUACCUGGCCUAAAUGUGGGGAAAGUUUUAGCUCCGAAUUCAGUCUUACUGUACAUCAGAGAUCUCACAUGGGGAAGAAGCUUCAUUCCUGCCCUGAGUGUGGGAAAUGUUUUCCACGGAAAUCAGAACUUGUUAAACAUCAAAGAACUCACACGGGUGAGAAGCCGUAUUCCUGCCCUGAGUGCGGGAAAUGUUUUUCAGAGAACUCCCAUCUUUACAGACAUCAGAGACUGCACACAGGAGAGAAGCCGUAUUCCUGUUCCGAAUGUGGGAAAUGUUUUUCAGAGAAGACCUCUCUUUCCAGACAUGAGCGGUUGCACACGUCGGAGAAGCCUUUUUCCUGCCUUGAGUGUGGGAAAAGUUACACACAGAAAUCACAACUUAUUGUACAUGAAAGAUCUCACACAGGGGAGAGGCCGUAUUCCUGCCCUGACUGUGGACAAUGUUAUGCGCUAAAAUCGACGCUUAUCAGACAUCAAAAGUCGCACAUUGGUGGGAAGCCGUAUUCCUGCCCUGAGUGCGAGAAAUCUUUUUUUCAGAAGUCCUCUCUUCUUGUACAUCAGCGUUCCCACACAGGCGAGAAGAUGUAUUCCUGCUCUGAGUGCGGGAAAAGCUAUCCAUGGAAAUCGCAUCUCGUUACACAUCAGAGGUCCCACACGGGGGAGAAGCCGUAUUCCUGCCUUGAGUGCGGGAAAUGUUAUCCACGGCGAUCAGAGCUCGUCAUACAUCAACGAUCUCACACGGGGGAGAAACCGUAUUCCUGUUUUGAGUGCGGGAAAUGUUUUUCGGAGAAGUCCUAUCUUCACAGACAUCAUAGAAAUCACACGGGGGAGAAGAUGUAUUCUUGCCCUGAGUGCGGGAAGUGUUACAACAAUAAAUCAGACCUUAAUCGACAUCAGAGGUCCCACACGGGGGAGAAGCCGUUUUCCUGCCCUGAGUGUGGGAAAUGUUUUUCACAGAAGUCCCACCUUUCCAGUCAUCUAAACUCCCACACAACGGGGGCGUGGCAACCUCCAGCCGCGAUUGAGAACAGCUCCUGUGAGAGCCCCAAUGAUCCCCUUCCAAUCUAUGGACAGACUGGUUCAUUGGCCACCAUAAACCAUACAGGUGUGGUGGACCAUGCACAGCUUAUUCACGAGGAAGAAUCGGCGUUAAUAGGCAACUGAGCGUCUUAAAAUGUUUGCAUGACCGGACCUCCAUGAGGUAGGCCGGAGGGACCUUGUCCUGAGGAAAGCCAGGCAGAAAACUUGAAGAUGCGACCAUUGCCAUUUUUUCAUCAUUUCUUAAUGAAGUUACGAAAGUAGAGAACCUUGUUUGUAGAGUUUAAACUCAAGUUCUGAGAAAAAAAGGUUUGGUAAGGUCCAAGAGACUACCUGUCCUGGACAAUGGGAAACCAUCCUUCUUUACCACCCAUGGACUGGCUAAUCAGAGUCCUACAUGGCCAUUCCAACAAGGGGUGGAAUGGAACUAAUCAGAGUCCUACUUGGCCAUUCCAUCCCUUGUUGGAUCUUAUAAACCCCAUCAGAUAUCUCAUACCACGAAUCAAAGGGUUAGCUUUCAUCCAUGAAGUAUAGGGCACAUACUGAGCAAAAGUAUCAAAUAACUCAAC